Messenger RNA from Aptenodytes forsteri (emperor penguin), 1780 nucleotides. RefSeq names its product protein regulator of cytokinesis 1 (gene PRC1). Gene Ontology annotation, molecular function: microtubule binding. The record is from RefSeq and is a predicted model, not a curated record. Bases 1 to 1713 code for a protein of 570 amino acids. The transcript is spliced from 13 exons. NCBI's taxonomy places the organism in Eukaryota, Metazoa, Chordata, Aves, Sphenisciformes, Spheniscidae. Gene Ontology annotation, biological process: microtubule cytoskeleton organization; mitotic spindle midzone assembly. Gene Ontology annotation, cellular component: mitotic spindle midzone; cytoplasm; spindle.
AUGGCGGGGCGUGGGCUCCGGAGUCUCCUGGACAUGAUGGUCGCUGAGGAGGAGAGCCUGAAGGAGCGCCUCUUGAAGAGCAUUGCCCUGUGUCGGAAGGAGCUUGACACCCUCUGCAGGGAGCUCCAGCUGGACCCCUGUGAGGCAGAGGAAGAAAGUACCAUUCUGCAGAUGGAGAAGAAUUUGCGCACCCGUGUGGAAGUGAUGUUAAAGCAGAAAAGGGACAGGAAGCAGGAGCUGAAAACCCUGCAAGAACAAGAUCGAGACUUGUGCGAUAUCCUCUGCACAACCCCGUUCUGCAUCGACAGCAAUGCCGUGCCCAGCCUGGAGGACCUGGAUCGUUACAGGCGCCACUUGGCCUCCCUGGCCGCCGAGAAGGAGCAAAGGCGAGAAGAGUUUGUCAGCAGCAAGCGGCAAAUCAUCCUCCUCAUGGAGGAGCUGGACCACACUCCAGACACAAGCUUUGAGCGGGACGUGGUGUGCGAGGACGAGGAAGCCUUCUGUUUGUCCAUGGACAAUAUUGCUGCCCUCCAGAAUCUGCUGCAGCAGCUGGAAGCCCGGCAAUCCCUGAAUGAAGCUGUGUGCACAGAGCUGCGCUCCAGAAUCGUUGCACUUUGGGAAAGGCUGCAGGUUCCUGUGGAGGAGAGAGAGUCUUCUGCGGUGCAUGUGACUGGGUCCAGAGCCAAAAUCAGGAAAGCUCUGCAGUUGGAAGUGGACCAUCUGGAGGAGCUGAAGCUGCAGAACAUGAAAUCUGUGAUUCAGGCAAUCCGGGCAGAGCUGGCUGACUACUGGGACAAAUGCUUCUACAGUCAGGAGCAGAGGGAAGGCUUCAGCCCCUAUUACGAUGAGGACUAUACAGAGACCCUGCUCGAGCUCCAUGAUGCUGAGGUGGGGAAGAUGAAGAGCUACUACGAAACACACAAAGAUCUGUUUGAGGCUGUCCGGAAAUGGGAGGAGAACUGGAAGCUGUUCCUGGAGCUGGAGAGGAAAGCAACUGACCCCAGUCGCUUUGCCAACCGUGGGGGGAAUCUGCUGAAAGAAGAGAAGCAGCGAGCAAAGCUGCAGAAGACGCUUUCCAAGCUGCAGGAGGAGCUGGAGAGCAGGGUCCAGGCCUGGGAGCAGGAGCGCGAGGGGAUUUUCCUGGUGAAGGGGCAGCAGUUCAUGGAGUAUGUGAUGGAGCAGUGGCAGCUGUACCGCCUGGAGAAAGAGAAGGAGAAACAGGAGCGGCACCUGAAGAAAAGCCGCCAGAUUGAGACAGAGAUGAUGUAUGGAAGCACCCCACGGACACCCAUAAAGCGGCGAGUGCUUGGCCCCCACACACCUGGCAAAGUAAGGAAGCUCAACGGCACUUCCAUCUCCAGUGCCACACCCAACAGCACUGUUCGUUCUGCUUUUGGGGGAACCAUCUACCACUCGCCAACAUCUCGGUUGCCACCUUCCGGAGGGAAGUUUGGCCAGGCUCGGACCCCCAGCCGCGUGGCUGCGAAGCCCCCCCGUCCUGGACACAGGGAGCGGAACAAGGAGAACGUGUCCCAGCUGAAUGGAACCACCCUGAGCGGUGGGUGCACCCCCACAGCCCCUGUCCAGCGUAACCACAGCGUUAAUUCUGUUGCCAGCACCUAUUCUGAGUUUGCGCGCGAACUUUCAAAGGCUUCCAGGUCUGACAGUAGCUCCCGUGUCCUGAACUCCACCACCACCACUGCCUUCUGCUGAGGUGCUGCCUGCCAGGCUCCAGCUGCUCGUAGUUGUAGUGAGUUGCUGCUCCAGCAGGGCGUUACGC